AUGCAAAACACUGCCGAAAAAGAAGAAUUCAAGAACUAUCUUGAAAAAUGUGGUGUUGUAGACGCUAUCACAAAGGUUUUAGUAGGUCUUUAUGAAGAAUCAGAGAAGCCAUCAGAUGCUUUAGAAUUCAUUAAGAGACACCUUGGUAAUUCUGCAGGUAUUGAUGUCGAAGCUUUGAAACAAGAGAAUGCUGAAUUAAAAGCUGAAGUUGGUGCACUUACUCAAAGAAUAGAAGAACUUUCUAAAAAGUUGGAGGCUGUCCAAAAAGCUCAAAACUCUACUGCUACUACCACAACAACAACGAGAAUAGUAAUAGAGUUUUAUUUUGUUAUUUUAAUAAACUGGAUUGUACAAUACAAAUCUACAACUACUUUAGUUUGCUCAAUAUAUUGUUGA
Molecule: messenger RNA, 396 nt
Organism: Heterostelium album PN500
Lineage: Eukaryota; Evosea; Eumycetozoa; Acytosteliales; Acytosteliaceae
Exons: 6
Coding region: 1-396 (131 amino acids)
Biological process (GO): regulation of DNA-templated transcription
Cellular component (GO): nucleus
Molecular function (GO): transcription coactivator activity
Source: RefSeq, a predicted model, not a curated record